GCUUUGUAUGCAGUGUAAGAGUUAAAUAGAUGAACACAGAACGAUAUUCAUGUUAGUGAAAUGUCGUUUUCUGUUGUGAAAUGUAAAUUAAAUAGCCUAGCAGUGGAUGAACUAUGUUAAUAACAACUUUUAAAUGCAGUCUUGUGUUUCGGUGAAGUCAACCGAGCCGCUUCACAUCCUAACCUGUGGGCCUGCAAGCUAUCUGCAGUGAUGAGUGACGGGUCUAUUUUAGAAAGGAGGCUGACCCCAAACAGGACGUCGGCUGUUUGUCAUCGUGAGGUACCAGGGAAGAAAGAGAAGGGAGAAACAAUGGAUCAGGACCUGUUUGGGGGGGCCCCCAGGUUUCUCACGAGGCCCAAGGCGGUCUCGGUGUGCAUGGGUAAGGAUGCCACUCUCAGCUGCACCAUCGUGGGGAACCCCAUCCCGCUCAUCACCUGGGAGAAGGGCAAACUCCGGCUGACCUCGGGGGGGCGCUUCAAGACGGUGGACGACGGCGACGUCUACCGCAUCACCAUCUACGACCUGGCCCUGGAGGACAGCGGCCAGUACCUGUGCCGCGCCAAGAACACUGUGGGGGAGGCCUACGCCGCUGUCACCCUCCAGGUGGCGCUGCCCUCGGAGAUGGCCCUGAGGGCGCCCGUCUUCAUGGUGAAACCCACCAACUCCCGCGUGGUUCUGGGGGGUAACCUGGUGUUCUACUGCCGGGUGGCGGCCCACCCGGAGCCCGCCUUCGACUGGGAGAAGGACGGCCGCUACAUGGGCGUGACCAACCGCAUCAAGAUCGUCUCGGACAGCGACAGCAGCUCCCUGAAGAUCCAGAGCGUGCGGAACCUGGACGCCGGCACCUACACCUGCAGGGUGCAGAACAGCUCGGGCCGGGCGCACGCCUCUGCCGUGCUCGCCGUGGACGCCCAGGACUCCCGCCAGCAAGGGGCGGCGGCGGAUAAGAACACCUCCCUGCUCUCGCACCUGCAGAAGCGCAAGGAGGACAUGAAGAAGGACAUCUCCGUCUACCGCACCGAGGACGGCGUCUCCUCAUCCUCCGUCUCCUCCUCCUCUUCCUCCUCCACCACCACCGCCAACAGCAGCAGCAGCAUCAGCAUCAAGGAUGGGCUGAGCGCUCUGAGUAUGGAGCAGCGCAUGAGGGCCUCGGCGCUGGCCAAGCUGCCCAAGGGCGUGUUUACCCGCACCUGCACGGUCACGGAGGGGAAGCACGCCAAGCUGAGCUGCUUCGUCACGGGCCACCCCAAGCCCCACAUCAUCUGGAGGAAGGACGGCUCCAACAUCAGCGAGGGCCGCCGGCAGGUCAUCUACGAGGACCAAGCGGAGAACUUCAUCUUGAAGAUCCUGUACUGCAAGCAGAGCGACAACGGCCUGUACACCUGCAACGCCACCAACAUGGCCGGGCAGACCUACAGUGCCGUGCUGGUGAUCGUCAAGGAGCCCAAAGUGCCGUUCAGGAGGAAGCUCCAGGACGUGGAGGUGCAGGAGAAGGCGUCGGCCACGCUGCUGUGCGAGGUGCCGGCGUCGGCCACCAUGGCCAACUGGUUCAUGGAGGAGACCCGCAUCGAGGAGAGCUCCAAGUACCGCAUGCAGCAGGACGGCACGCUGCGCCGCCUCACCAUCCACAACGUCACCACCAACGACGACGCUGUGUACAUCUGCGAGAUGGCCGAGGGCAGCCGCACCGUGGCCGAGCUCACCGUGCUGGGUAAUAUCACAAAAAAGCUGCCCCGGAGGACGGUGGUCCCCGUCAGCGACACGGUCAUCUUCUGCGUGGAGCUGGAGCAUCCCUGCCCCGACUCCUACUGGACCCGCAACGCCGAGAGGCUGAAGCAGGACUCCCGCAUCUCCAUGGCCUGUGUGCUCAGACAAUACACCCUCACCAUCAAAGACUGCCAGGCCGGGGACUCCGGAGAGGUGGCCUUCGUUGCGGGCGACUGCAAGACGUCCACUCGGUUCUCCGUCACUGCUGCAAGAAAACAUCCGCCAGACCCCCCAGUCAACGCAGUGGUGCAGAACAAGACAGACUCCUCCAUCACCCUCCAGUGGUCGCCCCCGGACAGCGAUCGCCCCGUGCCCAUCAAGAGCUACAUCAUCGAGAGGAGGAAGGUCGGCAACCAGCAGUGGCAACGCUGCAACGCCACGGAGAUAAUCGUCUCCACCCAGACGACCCUCUGCAACUUCACAGAGGAGACCAGCUACCAGUUCCGUAUCUCUGCCGUCAAUGAUUUCGGCCAGAGCCCCUACUUGGAGGUGUCUGGAAGCUUCUAUCUCGAGCCUUCUGCGGAGAUGAAGAAAGGUCUAGUGGACAGCACUGCCUACUUCGGGGACGAGCACUCGCUCUCCGUGGAGUUGUCCGCCGUCUGCUCCGGGUUCUGGUCCCUGAACGGUCGCAUGCUGCGCAGCGGGGGUGAAUACCUCAUCACGAGGUCCAAGAACGUUCACACGCUGACCAUCCACGAGGUCACCAUGGAAAUGAACGGAGUCGAGGUCAAAUUCGUGGGAGGCGGCUCGGAGACCCGCUGCGUACUAAGUGUUAAGGCCCCCUCUGUCAGGUUCACCAGUAAGUCAGAUCCCAUGGAGGUCGUGACCUGCAGCGCUCAGGCCACAGCUCAGCUCACCGCCGAGGUGUCUGAUCACGAGACAAAGGUGGUCUGGAUGAGAAAUGGAAGGGAGGUGAAAGUAGGGAACAAGUAUGAGUAUGUGAUUUUGGAGCGCAAGAGGACCCUGUUGGUCCACAAUGUCUCGGAGGAGGACGUGGGUGUCUACGAGUGUGUUUUGGAUGGCGACAGAAUGUCCCUGCAACUUGCCCUUAAAGACGAACCUGUGAAGUUCAUCAACAAGCCCAGAGGCACCAUGGGCAUGAUGUCCACCCUCACAGGAGACCUGGACCUGAGCUGCGAGGUGUCUUCUGCCAGUGCCACGGUGGCGUGGAAGAAGGAUCAGGUUGAGAUCCAUGAAGACCAAAGGACCAGCAUGACCUCUAACGGAACGCAGCGCAGGCUGAUCAUCAAGAGCGCCAAGAAAACAGAUGGAGGACAUUAUUCCUGUGAGGUGGCCGGAGACAAAGUCACAUUCCAUGUCAAGAUCAAAGAAACCCAAGCAGCCGCUACAGUCUCUGCAGCAACUGAAUCCACUACAGUCAGUUCAUCAACUACAGUCACUACAGUCUUCUCAAACAAGGAGUCCAUCCAGAGCGAGGUGAAGGCGACUCUUUCCCAGAAGGCCACCCUCAGCUGUGAGGUGUCUGACGUGAAGACGGAGGUGAAAUGGUACAAGGAUGGGAAGCUGCUGACCUCAAGCAAGAGCAUCUCCUUUGAGGCCAAAGGCAAAACUCGCCUGCUGGUCAUUGAAAAGGUGGAGAAGAAGGAUGCUGGAGAGUACAUCUGUGAAGCUGGAACUGAGAAGUUGGUGUACAAGUUACAGGUGUCAGAGAUCCAGACCAAGUCAACCUUCUCCAGCAAGGAGUCGAUCCAGCGGGAGGUGAAGGCCACUCUCUCCCAGAAGGCCACCCUCAGCUGUGAGGUGUCUGACGUGAAGACGGAGGUGAAAUGGUACAAGGAUGGGAAGCUGCUGACCUCCAGCAAGAACAUCUCCUUUGAGGCCAAAGGCAAAACUCGCCUGCUGGUCAUUGAAAAGGUGGAGAAGAAGGAUGCUGGAGAGUAUGUCUGUGAAGCUGCAGGGGAGAAGCUGGUCUUCAAGAUCCAUGUCUCAGAGGCCCACUCAGUCUUCUCCAGCAAGGAGUCCACCCAGAGAGAGGUGAAGGCCACUCUGUCCCAGAAGGCCACCCUCAGCUGUGAGGUGUCUGACGUGAAUGCGGAGGUGAAAUGGUUCAAGGAUGGGAAGCUGCUGACCGCCAGCAAGACCCUUCACAUGGAGUCUAAGGCCAAGAGUCGCCAGCUGGUGAUAGACAGUGUGGAGAAGAAGGAGGCUGGAGAGUACGUCUGUGAAGCUGGAACUGAGAAGCUGGUGUAUAAGUUACAGGUGGCAGAGGACCAAACCAGGCAGGCCUUCUGCAACAAGGAGUCGAUCCAGCGGGAGGUGAAGGCCACUCUGUCCCAGAAGGCCACCCUCAGCUGUGAGGUGUCUGACGUGAAGACGGAGGUGAAAUGGUACAAGGAUGGGAAGCUGCUGACCUCAAGCAAGAACAUCUCCUUUGAGGCCAAAGGCAAAACUCGCCUGCUGGUCAUUGAAAAGGUGGAGAAGAAGGAUGCUGGAGAGUACGUCUGUGAAGCUGCAGGGGAGAAGCUGGUCUUCAAGAUCCAUGUCUCAGAGGCCCACUCAGUCUUCUCCAGCAAGGAGUCCACCCAGAGAGAGGUGAAGGCCACUCUGUCCCAGAAGGCCACCCUCAGCUGUGAGGUGUCUGACGUGAAGGCGGAGGUGAAAUGGUUCAAGGAUGGGAAGCUGCUGACCGCCAGCAAGACCCUUCACAUGGAGUCUAAGGCCAAGAGUCGGCAGCUGGUGAUAGACAGUGUGGAGAAGAGGGAGGCUGGAGAGUACGUCUGUGAAGCUGCAGGGGAGAAGCUGGUCUUCAAGAUCCAUGUCUCAGAGGCCCAGUCAGCCUUCUCCAGCAAGGAGUCGAUCCAGAGAGAGGUGAAGGCCGCGUUCUCCCAGAAGGCCACCCUCAGCUGUGAGGUGUCUGACGUGAAAACGGAGGUAAAAUGGUGCAAGGAUGGAAAGCUGCUGACCUCAAGCAAGAACAUCUCCUUUGAGGCCAAAGGCAAAACUCGCCUGCUGGUCAUUGAAAAGGUGGAGAAGAAGGAUGCUGGAGAGUACAUCUGUGAAGCUGGAACUGAGAAGCUGGUGUAUAAGCUACAGGUGGCAGAUGCCGCCGCAAAGUUCCAGAAGAGGUCGAUCAAGGACACCUGUGUGGAAGCGAGCGAGAAGGUGGUGUUGACGGCUGAGCUGACCUCGGAGAGCGCCUCCGUCACUUGGUUCAGGGACGGGGUGCAACUCACUGAAGGCAGCAAGUAUGAGAUGAAGAAAGACGGCCUGUCUCGUACGCUGGUCGUGAAAUCCACCGAGGCCAAAGACAGUGGGACUUACUCCUGUCACUCGGCCGAUGACAAAAUUGAGUUCAAGGUACAGGUCAAAGAAUCGGCGUUGAAGUUUGUGACGCCCUUGAAGGCUGUCGCGGUGGAGCUGGGCGGCAAGCUGAGCCUGAUGUGUGAGCUGAACCAAGCGGCCGGGGACGUUCUCUGGCGCCAUGGCGGUAAGGAAAUGAAGCCUGGCGGCCGGUGUGUCGUCAGCACGGACGGCGCCAAGCGGGUCCUGAGCGUGACCGCCAUGACCAAGGAAGACGAGGGAGAGUACAGCUGUGAAUGUAAAAACGACAAGACCUCUGCUACGGUUACCUCAAAGGCACCCAGACUAGUGAGGUUCACCGCCAAGCUAAACAACGUCGUAGCGGUGGAGGGAAAAGACGCCAUCUUUAAAUGCACCGUCACCCCAGCCGACGUAAACGUCAAAUGGUUCCGCAACAACAUACCCAUCGCUGCCGGGCCAAAGUACAAGAUUGAGCACGGGGGCACCUGCCACUCCCUCACCAUCACCGCCGUCGCCCAGAACGACGCUGGAGAGAUCAGUCUGGACGCGGAGGGCAAGGGCUGCAACGCCACGCUGCAAGUGCAACAGGUUCCUGUGACCAUCAAGAAGAAGCUGGAGAACAUGACCGUGGAGGAACAGAAGGAGGUGCGGAUGGAGGUGGAGCUCAGCAGGCCUUCGGCGGAGGUCAGGUGGAUGAAGAACGGCGUGGUGCUGCAGCCCGCGGGCAACGUGGAGCUCCUGGUGGUCGGAGCCAAGCAGAGCCUGGUCUUCAAGAGCGUGGCGUAUGCCGACCGCGGUCUCUACUCCUGUGAAACCCUCGAUGACAAGACCCAGGCCAAGCUCACUGUUGAGAUGAGGAAGAUUUCGAUUGUGAAGGGACUGAAGGAAACCAGUGCUCAGGAGGCCGAGACGGUGACUCUGGAGGUGGAGCUCAACCAGGCUGACGUCGAGGCCUCCUGGACCAGAGACGGCCUCAAGAUCAAGACAGGGCCCAGCUGCCGUACCACAGUGCUGGGGAAGAAGCAUGCCCUCACGCUCACCCAACUCAAGAUGGAGGACGCGGGAACCAUCGCCUUCCAAGCCGAAGGGGUCCACACAUCCGCCAAAUUAAUUGUCACAGAACCCGCUGCCAUGAUCUCCAAACCCAUCUUGGAUAUCCGUGCUCCUGAGAAAGAUAAGGUCACCUUUGAGUGUGAACUCUCAAGAACCAACGCCGAAGUCAAGUGGUUUAAGGAUGACACUGAACUAAAACCAGGGAAGAACCUGGGAAUCUAUUGCUCGGGCCGCAAGCGCAGUCUGAUAAUCCAGAAGUGUAGCACAGAAGACCAAGGCACUUACAUCUGUCGCUCGGCAGACGACAACACAUCAGCCAAGCUCACCGUGCACGCCCGAGACAUUAAGAUCGUUAAGAAACUGGAGGACGUGGAGGUGACGGAGAAGGAGAGCGCCUCGUUCGUGUGUGAGAUCUCCCACGACGAGGUGGAGUGUCAGUGGCACAAGGGAAGCAGCAAGCUCAAAGUCGGGGACAACAUCAAAAUGAGACAAGAGGGCAAAAUGUAUGUCCUCCUGUUCAAAUCGGUGACUCCAGAAGACGUUGGUGAGGUUAAAUUUACGGCUGAGAAGGCCUCCUCCAGUGCAAAACUUAAAGUGAAAGAGCUGCCCGUGAAGUUUGUGAAGAGGCUGCGAGAUAAGAUCGCCAUGCACAAGCACCGCGGCCACCUGGAGUGCCAGGUGUCCCGCGCCAGCGCCCGCGUCAGCUGGUACAAGAACAAGACGGAGAUCAAAUCCGACCGCAAGUACGAGGUCAGGAGCGAGAACGUGUACCGGAAGCUCACCAUCAACGACGUGUGCUCGGACGACGAGGACACGUACACCUGCGACGCCGUCGACGACAAGACGUCCUGUAAGCUGCUGGUGGAAGAGCAGGCCAUCAGCAUCGUUCGGGAGCUGAGCGCAGUAGAAGUGACCGAGCCCUUCGCUGCCGUCUUCGAGGUGGAGAUCAGCAUGGAGCUGGUGAAGCCUCCCAUCUGGACGCUGAACGGAGCGGCGUUGCAGGAGAGCACUGACGUUGAGUUGGAGAAAGAAGGCACUUUGCAUCGUCUCACCUUCAAGAAGACCAAAGCCUCCAUGACUGGCCCCAUGCAGUUCACCGCUGGCAAGAGCAAAUCCCACGCCCAACUCACUGUCAAAGAGCGCCCCCUGGAGGUGGCAGAACCAAUCAGCGAGGUUAAAGCGAAGGAAAAGGGCUCGGCUGUGCUGAGCUGCAAGUUCUCCGCCGUGCCCAAAGAGGUGAACUGGUUUAAAGGGGAAACGUUACUGGCCAAGUCUGACAAGUUCAGCAUCAGGCUAGAUGCCUCAAAGGCUCAGCUGAUCGUUCAGAACCUGAUCUGCGAGGACAGCGGUGAAUACUGCUGCCAGUCGGGACCUGCCAAGACCAAAGGCUCUCUCACCGUGGAAGCGCGAGACAUCCAGAUCACCAAGCACCUGGCCGACACCGAGGUGGACGAGGACAGCGACGCCGCCUUCACCUGCGAGGUGAACUACGCGGACGAGGAGCUGCAGUGGCUGCUGAACGACAAGCCGCUGUGCACCAACGAGGUCAACACCAUCACCCACGAGGCGAAGGCGCACAAGCUCACCCUCAAGAACCUGGCCCCCCAGGACGGGGGAACCAUCCGCGUCAAAGUCCGGACGGUCACGGAAUCCGCCACGCUGAAGGUCAAAGAGAAACGGGCCGUGUUCCUCAAGUCGCUGGAUGACGUGGUCGGAGAGGAGAAGGGCAUGAUCACCCUGGCGUGUGAGGCCUGCAAACCCAGGGUGUCUCCCACGUGGAGGAAGGACGGCGCCGUGCUGAAGGACGGCGCCGUGCUGAAGGCCGGCCCCAAGUACGAGCUCCUCCACACCGGCAAGGCCCUGGGCCUCAUCAUCAAGGACGUCACCAAGGAGGACGCAGGGGAGUACAGCUGCGACCUGGGCACGGAGGUGUCCAAGUCAAAGGUCACUGUGAGAGAAAUAGCCAUCGGUAUCACCAAGUAUCUGAAGUCGGCAGAGGUCACCGAGGGAGAGUCCUGCAGCUUUGAAUGCAUCCUGUCCCGGGAGACCCCAGACGCUUGCUCCUGGACCCUGAACGGAACCACAGUCACCGACGGAGGACGCUUCAGAGUCUCUAGUAAAGGACGCAAGUACAUGAUGACCGUCAAGGAGGUCGCCCUUGCUGAUGCUGGAGAAGUGAUCUUCAGCAUUAUAGAGCUGAGCUCCAAAACGACCUUAGCAGUUGAAGGUAAAGCUCAGUCUUUGUCCAAGGAGCUCCAGAAUGUUAGCGUCAGUGCAGGGGAAGACGCCGUGUUCACCUGUGAGGUCACACAGGUUAAGGCCGUUGUGAACUGGGCCAAAGACGGCAAGGGCAUCAGGAAGAGUCAGAAGUACGAACUCCUUCAAGAGGAGAAGGUCAGGAAGAUGACCAUCCACGGGGUUGCUGCCCAGGACUCAGGGGAGUACAGCUGUGAGGUGGUUGGAGGAGCCACUACCAAGGCCCGGCUGGAGAUAAAAGAACCAGUCCAUGCGUUCACCAGAGCCCUGAAGGACUGUGCCGCUGAAGAGGAGGGCACCAUCACCCUACAGUGUGAGACCGAACAGAGCCCCACUAAGGUGACCUGGUACAAGGGCAGCACAGAGCUCCGGUCUGGAGCCCGCUAUGAUAUGUCCCAGAAGCAGGGAGUCCUGAGCCUCACCAUCAGACAGCUGGAGGAAACAGACAGUGAGACCUACACCUGUGACGUGGUAACUGCCAAGAGCACGUCAAAGGUCUCCGUCAAAGCCCUGCCUGCCAUUUUUAAAGAGCAGCUGAAGAACCAGCGUGCCAAAGAAGGGGAGAGUGUUACCCUGGGAUGUGACUUAUCAAAGCCUGGGGCUGAGGUUCUGUGGAAGAAAGGUUCUGAAAUUCUCCAGGCUGGAAUAAAGUAUGAGAUGAGGCAGAGAAGCACCUCCUGUGAGCUGAAAAUGACCCAGUUGAAGGAGGAAGACAGUGGAGAAUAUUUCUGUGUGUGUGGAACCCAAACUACAUCUGCAACUCUCAGAGUCGAGGCAUUACCAGCGGUCUUCACCCAGAAGUUGGAAAGCCAAGAGGCUGAAGAGGAAAGCAGCGUGACUCUGCACUGUGAGCUCUCUAAAGCUGGGGUUCCCGUUGAAUGGAGGAAGGGAGCGAAGGUCCUCUCGUCUGGAGAAAAGUACCAGAUGAAGCAGAAGGCCUCAGUGAACGAACUGCUGAUCAGCACCGUGGCUCCAGAAGACAGUGGAGACUACAGCUGUGUGUGUGGAGAGCAGAAGACCUCCGCUAGCCUCAACAUCAAGGCCAAACCAGCGGUCUUCACCCAGAAGUUGGAAAGCCAAAAGGCUGAAGAGGAAAGCAGCGUUACUCUGCACUGUGAGCUCUCUAAAGUGGGGGUUCCUGUGGAAUGGAGGAAGGGAGCGAAGGUCCUCACGUCUGGAGAAAAGUACCAGAUGAAGCAGAAGGCCUCAGUGAACGAACUGCUGAUCAGCAACGUGGCUCCAGAAGACAGUGGAGACUACAGCUGUGUGUGUGGAGAGCAGAAGACCUCCGCUAGCCUCAACAUCAAGGCCAAACCAGCGGUCUUCACCCAGAAGUUGGAAAGCCAAGAGGCUGAAGAGGAAAGCAGCGUUACUCUGCACUGUGAGCUCUCUAAAGUGGGGGUUCCUGUGGAAUGGAGGAAGGGAACGAAGGUCCUUACGUCUGGAGAAAAGUACCAGAUGAAGCAGAAGGCCUCAGUGAACGAACUGCUGAUCAGCAACGUGGCUCCAGAAGACAGUGGAGACUACAGCUGUGUGUGUGGAGAGCAGAAGACCUCCGCUAGCAUCAACAUCAAGGCCAAACCAGCGGUCUUCACCCAGAAGUUGGAAAGCCAAGAGGCUGAAGAGGAAAGCAGCGUGACUCUGCACUGUGAGCUCUCUAAAGCUGGGGUUCCUGUUGAAUGGAGGAAGGGAGCGAAGGUCCUCACGUCUGGAGAAAAGUACCAGAUGAAGCAGAAGGCCUCAGUGAAUGAACUGCUGAUCAGCACCGUGGCUCCAGAAGACAGUGGAGACUACAGCUGUGUGUGUGGAGAGCAGAAGACCUCCGCUAGCCUCAACAUCAAGGCCAAACCAGCGGUCUUCACCCAGAAGUUGGAAAGCCAUGAGGCUGAAGAGGAAAGCAGCGUUACUCUGCACUGUGAGCUCUCUAAAGCAGGGGUUCCUGUGGAAUGGAGGAAGGGAGCGAAGGUCCUCACGUCUGGAGAAAAGUACCAGAUGAAGCAGAAGGCCUCAGUGAAUGAACUGCUGAUCAGCACCGUGGCUCCAGAAGACAGUGGAGACUACAGCUGUGUGUGUGGAGAGCAGAAGACCUCUGCUAGCCUCAACAUCAAGGCCAAACCAGCUGUCUUCACCAAGAAGUUGGAAAGCCAAGAGGCUGAAGAGGAAAGCAGCGUGACUCUGCACUGUGAGCUCUCUAAAGCAGGGGUUCCUGUGGAAUGGAGGAAGGGAGCGAAGGUCCUCACGUCUGGAGAAAAGUACCAGAUGAAGCAGAAGGCCUCAGUGAAUGAACUGCUGAUCAGCAACGUGGCUCCAGAAGACAGUGGAGACUACAGCUGUGUGUGUGGAGAGCAGAAGACCUCCGCUAGCAUCAACAUCAAGGCUGCAAAGCCCUUAUCACAACUCUCAGUGGCAUCUGCUAUGAAAGCAGAGGCCAAGAUUGAGGCUUCCCAACAAAGACAAGAAGCAGUCCACAAGCAGACACUUCAUGUGACCGAGGUGGAAGGAGUAGGAGCUGUGGGGUCUGCUGCUACCUCAUUAGUCUCCAAAGAACAGUUCAAGCGGCAGGAAGUAAACGAGACAGUCCAAGCUGUUCAACUUUCAACUACUGCAGAGAUCUUUACCAUGGAGUCUCAGAGGCUCCAUAUAGUAGAGUCCAUCUCGGAAAGUGUUGAUGUGACGUUAGGGAGCACAACCACUGUGAGGACUUACUCUGAAACACAAACGACAGAUGGAUCAUCUGGGGCUGGAGCUGUGAAGGUUUCUGCUGUGGGUUCCACCAAUCAGGACUCCAGGACUCAGGGCAGCAGAGGGGCAGCAGAAGUAGCGUUAGGGAGCACAACCACUGUGAAGACUUACUCUGAAACACAAACGACAGAUGGAUCAUCUGGGGCUGGAGCUGUGAAGGUUUCUGCUGUGGGUUCCACCAAUAAGGACUCCAGGACUCAGGGCAGCAGAGGGGCAGCAGAAGAUGUGAUGGUAGCGAGCACAGCCCCUGUGAAGAGUAACACUGAGGCAAACACCAGAGAUGAAUCUGCUGGAGCUGGAGCUGUGAAGGCUUCUGCCUUAGUGUCCACCUGUCCAGACUCCAGAACCCAGAGCAACAGAGGGGCUGAGGAAGAUGUGACAGUAUCGAGCACAGCCCCUGUGAGGACUAACACUGAAUCAGAAACCAGAGAUGAAUCUGCUGGAGACGGAGCUGUGAAGGCUUCUGCCUUAGUGUCCACCGGUCCAGACUCCAGGACCAAAGGCAGUAGAGGAGCUGAGGAAGCUCUUCCGGUCCUCUUCACUCGAGAGCUGGAGAGCACGGAGGCUAUGGAGGAAGGCAGCAUCACUCUGCACUGUGAGCUCUCCAAACCCGGACCGCCCGUGGAAUGGAGGAAGGGAUCCCAGCUCCUCAAGUCUGGCGAGAAAUACCACAUGACACAAAACGGAUGUUCUCACGCGCUGCAGAUCCUCGAUUUGAAACACAUUGACACAGGGAACUACGCGUGCAGUUCAGGCGACGCGGAGAGCUUCGCCUCGCUUAAAGUCAACGCCCUCCCGGUUGUUUUCACCCAAGAGCUUGAGAGUCAGGGGGCAGAGGAGGGGAACGAUGUCGUCCUUCGCUGUGCGCUCUCCAAGCCCGGGGUGGCUUUGGAGUGGAAGAAGGGAGAGCUGUGUCUCUGUCCCUGUGCUAAAUAUGACAUCAGUCAGACAGGCCUCAGUGCCACACUUGUAAUCCACAACGUGGACCCGGAGGAUUCCGGUAACUAUACAUGCGACAGCGGGGACAGGCAAAGCACCGCGCGGCUAACCGUGAAGGCUCAGCCCGUCCUUUUCACGUCCCAGCUGGCCGACCUGGAGGUGGAGGCCGGGGCGACGGCCGCGCUCCGCUGUGAGACCGCCAAACCCGGGGCCGGCGUGGUCUGGAGGCACGGCGACCGGGUGCUCGAGACCGACAGUAAGCACCAGCUGAGGAGGGAAGGGACGGCGGCCGAGCUGCUCAUCCAUAAGCUCCAGCGAGAGGACUCGGGGGAGUACACCUGCGACACGGGCAGCCACCGCACACGCGCCGUCCUCACAGUGCUGGCGGUCGAGGUCACCAUCGCGAGGUUCCUGGAGAGCUGCGUGGUGGGCGAGGGCGACGACGUCCGCUUCCAGUGCGUGGUCUCGCACCAGGAGGCGCCGCUGGCCGCGUGGACGCUGGCCGGCGUGCCCCUGCGGAACAACGAGAUGAACGUGAUCCGCUGCGAAGACCGGGUGCACAGCCUCACGCUGCGAGGCGUCACCAAGGCCGACUCCGGCACCGUCACCUUCUCGGUGGGGAACCACACGUCCACCGCCGCCCUGACGGUGAAAGCGGCGCCCGUGGUCUUCCAGAAGGAGCUGCAGAGCCUGGAGGCCGUCGAGGGCGACCAGGCCAUCUUGUCCUGUGAGACCUCCAGCACGGGGGGCCGGGUGCUCUGGAGGAAGGGCUCCCUGCUGCUCACCGACGGGCCCAAGUACUCCAUGGAGCGCCAGGGCUCCACCUGCAUCCUGGUGGUCAGCCAGCUCCGGGCCGAGGACUCCGGGGAGUAUACCUGCGAGACGGGCGACAAGCAGACCACCGCAACCCUGACCGUCAAAGAGUGCGUGCGCAUCGUCCGAGAGCUGUGCGACGUCACGGUGGGCACGGGGGGCGACGCGGUGUUUGAGGUGGAGCUCUCCCACGCGGGGGUGACUCACGGCGAGUGGUGGCUGGCCGACAACCAGCUCCAGCAUAACGACCUGAACGAAAUGAGCAGCGCAGGCCGGGUGCACCGUCUGGCCCUGAAGAUGGUGACCACGGACGAGACCGGGGACGUGGCCUUCGUGGUGGGGGAGAGCCGCACGGUGGCCUGCCUCCUGGUGGAGGAGAAAGCCAAAGUGCUAAUACUAGAGAAGCCCCAUGACACGGUGGCCCUAGAGGGCGAAUCCGUCACCCUGGCGUGCACCAUCUCCGACCCCGGGGCCACGGUCAGCUGGACCCGGGACAGCGCCGCCGUUAAACCGGGUCCCAAGUACGACCUGAGGAAGGCCGGGGCGUCGGAACAGCUCCGGAUCCACAACCUGCUCCCCGAGGACUCUGGGACGUACUCCUGCGACACGGGGGACGACUGCUGCGACGUCUCCCUGACCGUGGAAGGUGUGCCGGCGUUCUUCAAGAAAGAGCUGAAGAGCCGGCAGGCGGAAGAGGGCGACGACGUCACGCUGGCCGUCGAGGUGUCCAGGCCCGGCGUGCGCGUCGAGUGGAGGAAGGGGGGCGUGGUCCUCCAGCCCGGCGCCAAGUAUGAGAUGAGGGAGGAGGGGUGCGCUCGCGAGCUUUGCAUACGCGGCCUGGAGAAGGACGACGGCGGCUACUUUACGUGCGACGCGGGCGACCAGCUGACCACGGCGUCUCUGACGGUGCAAGUGAAAGAGACCCACAUUGUGUCUGGUCUUAAGUCGACUGACGUGUUUGUUGGGGAGUGGGCCUCCUUCGCCUGCCAGCUGUCUGGUAGGCCGGCAGGUAAGGUGCAGUGGUGGCUGGAUGGCACCAAGCUGGACCACAGCCCCUUCAGUGAGAUAGGGCUGUGUCCCGGCUUCAUCCACACACUCACCUUAAAAAGCCUGGCCUCCGGGGACUCUGGCACUGUCACGUUUAGUGCCGGCAGUCUGGCGUCAACAGCUAAGCUUUUAGUCAAAGAUCCCAUAGUGGAAGUGGUGUGUGAGAUGGAGGACCAGUGGGUGGCUGAGAACCAGCCGGCCCAGUUCAUCUGCCAGUACUCGCGGCCGGUCGAGGCCCAGUGGAGGAAGGACGGGCAGCCCCUGCAGCCCGAUGGCCGCAGGGUGUCGGUGGAGCAGGACUGGAAUGUGGCCCGCUUGUGCAUUAGCAGUGUGUCGGCCGAGGACAGGGGCACCUACUCCUGUGAGGCCGAGGGCACCCGUGUGGUCGCCGCUUUGCAUGUGGAAGCCAAGCCCAUCGACAUAGUCCAGGGUCUGGAGGAUCUGGAGACCAUCGACGGAGGAGAGGCGCUGUUCGAGUGCGCCCUGUCCCGCCCGGAGAACAAGGACUACCGCUGGAUUCUGAACGGGAAGCCGGUGAAGCAGUCCCCCAACGCGGAGAUCGUGUCCUUCGAGAGUGGCCGACGCCACCUGCUGCUCCUGAAGGAGCUGCGCGCGGCGGACAGUUGCACGGUGACCUUCCAGGCCGGGACGGCCUCGUCGUCCGCCCAGCUCACCGUUAAAGCCUGGCAGCUGGAGGUGGUGAAGGCCCUGGAGGACAAGGUGGCCACGGUGGGGGAGAAGGUGGAGUUCUGCGUGGAGCUCACGGAGCCUGUCCCCGUGGCGGAGGUAGCCUGGUACGCUAACGGUGUGGAGCUGAAGGCCGACAGCAGCUGGGCCAUGCGGGCGGACGGCCGGGCCUACCGCCUGGUCCUGAGACAGGCCACCCUGAUGCCCCAGCAGGAAAUCACCUUUGCGGCUCGGGAAGCUAUCUCCAUAGCUAAGCUAACCAUCAUCACUGUGCCCGACCCUCCCGAGGACCCCGAGGUCCUGAGUAAGACCCAGACCUCCAUCUCCCUCUCCUGGUUCACCCCGCUGCACGACGGCGCCAGCCCCAUCCUGGGCUACCGGCUGGAGAUGCGGGUGGCCGACAGCGCCCUCUGGCUGCCGUGCCACUCCGAGGCCGUCUGCAACACAGAGUACACGGUGGACAACCUGAUCGCGGGCAGCGGCUACCGGUUCAGGGUGGCGGCCAUCAACAGAGCCGGGACCGGGGAGUCCGUCCAGCUGCCGCAGACGGUGCAGCUCGAGGCCCCGGUGGCAGUGACCACGCCGCUGGCGUGCCUUGACCUGUGUGCAGGUAAGACGGCGCGCGUGGACUGCCAGCUUUCUGUAGAGGGCGUGUCGGUCACUUGGCUGAAAGAUAGCCGAGAGCUGGAGGUAGGGGCUAAGUACCAGUUCAGCACCGAGGGCCAGAGGCAAGUGCUGCUGGUUCAAAGCUUUGAGGCGGCCGACCAGGGGGUAUACACAUGCGUGGCCUCAGCUGACGCCGAGAGCUCCAUCGACCUCAUUCUGAAAGGAGCAGAGGUAAAGCAGGUGGGCGGAGACUCAGAGGACGGGGGCCAGCCGUGUUUGCCCCCUGAGGCGGCAGAGGAGGGGGACGUACACGAGCUGUGGGAGGCCUCGGCCAAGAAACGACGAAUGAGCCGAGAGCCCACUCUGGACUCCAUCUCUGAGAUGCCCGAGGAGGACUGUAAAGGCCGCAAGGAUAAAGAGCAGCUGGAGAAGAAGGAGGAGGUGAAGGAGGAGGUGAAGGAGGAGGUGAAGGAGGAGGUGAAGGAGGCAGAGGAAGUAGUAGAGGUGAAAACGACGGAGAAGGUCAAGGAGGAGGAACCUAAGAAGCCUGCGGAGCCCAAUCCGCCCGCGAGCUCCGGGGACGAGUCUGCGACGGGGGGUUCUUCGCUCGUGUCCUACCUCAAGAAAAGUAGCAAGACAUCGCUCUCGGUAGAAAGCCGAGCGGAGACCAUGUCCCCGACGGAGAGGUUCUACGCCCAAUUCAAAAUGUCCGACCAGAAGACCACCACGACGGUUCAGCAGGAAGAGGUGACGAUGACGACGACGACGCGCGAAGAGACCGUGAUGGAGAUCAGCAAGGAGGACGAGCCCGAGCUGCGUCAGGCGGCCGUCAAGAUCCAGGCCGCCUUCAAGGGCUUCAAGGCGCGCAAGGACAUGCGGCCGGUCUUCAAGGACGUCUUCCAGGACCAGACCAAGGAGCCCAACGGCACCAUCCACCUGGAGUGCGUGGCGGAGGGGAAGCCCGAGAAGGUGCAGUGGCUGAAGGACGGCGCGGCGCUGGCCGACGGCAAGCACCACCACAUCGACGUCUACAACGACGGCACCUGCUCGCUGGUCAUCACCGCCCUCACCGCCGGCGACACGGGCGUCUACACCUGCGAGGUCAGCAACAAGUUCGGCCUGACCUCGCACAGCGCCCGGCUGGGCGUGGGCACGCCGCCGGCGGUGUCGUCCGGCCGCCGGCCCCUGACGGUGGGCUACAGCGCCGACAGCGAGCCCGAGAGCUCGUCGGGGAGCGAGAUGGACGAGUCCCUGCGGCUGGCCGGCAAGCGCCUGCGCCGGCUCCUGCGCACGCGGCUGCCGCCGGACGUGGAGGAGGAGUCGUUCCUGAGCGCCGAGGAGGGGGACCUGGCGCUGGCGCCGGACCCCCAGUCGUACCGCGAGGACGAGCGCUACAUCUACAUCCGCUUCGACGCGCGGGCGGAGGCCCAGGUGGCGUCGCAGAGGUUCCAGGAGAUGUUCACGGCCCAGGGCGUGCCAGUGGAGACCACCAUCCUGGAGGCGGGGCCUGUCAAGGUGGAGCUGCGCAUCAUGAAGAUGGGCUACACGCAGGACGGCACGCAGACCCCCACGCAGGACAAACAGUUACCCGCCUUCAUGACGGGAGCCCCCGCUGCUCCGGUGUUCCUGACGGAGCUGCAGUCGCAGGACGUUCCCGACGGCUACCCGGUCAGCUUCGACUGCGUGGUGAUCGGGAAGCCGCCGCCGGCCGUCCGCUGGUACAAGGACGGCAAGCUGCUGGAGGAGAACGACCACUUCAUGAUCAACGAGGACCAGGAGGGCUGCCACCAGCUCAUCAUCACCACCGUGCUGCCCAGCGACAUGGGCGUGUACCGCUGCAUGGCCGAGAACAGCAGCGGCAUCAGCGCCACCAAGGCGGAGCUCCGCGUGGACAUCUCCUGCAGCUCUGACUACGACACAGCCGCCGACGCCACGGAGACCGGCUCCUACAUCAGUGCCAAGGGCUACAUGUCAAGGGAGACGGAGGCCUUUGAGUCGGUGGCUGAGGACGAACAGCUCCCCCAGGUGGUGGACGAGCUCCAGGAGGUCCGGGUCAGCCCCGGUUCGCCCGUCGCUAAGAUGCAGCUCAGGCUGAAAGGUUUCCCCAAGCCCAGGGUGUACUGGUUCAAGGAUGGCCAGCCCCUGCGGCCUUCCAAGAGGCUGGUGAUCCAGGCCGAGAGGGACGUGCACGGCCUGCAGGUCAUGGAGGUGACCCGGGCCGACAUGGGGGAGUACUCCGCCUACAUCAGCAACGUGGCCGGCUCCGCCUACUCCUCGGCCAGACUGCUGGUUCUGGGUCCCGGAGAGAUCAUGCCACAAGAUACAAAGAAAGACCCUAAAGAGCCGCUGGUGCCUCCGCGAUUCAUCGAGAGGUUCAGCAACAGGACGGUGAAGCAAGGAGCUAGCAUCACUCUGUCUGUCAGAGUGGAAGGCUCCCCCACACCCAUGGUGUCCUGGCUGAAGGAGGAGGCCAUGGAGGACGUGGUGUGGAUCAAAGCCGACACCAAGGGCUACAAGAUCGCGGGCUCGGGCCGGCAGCACAGCCUCAUCCUCAUGGACGUGGGCGCCGAGUACGCCGGCACCUACACCUGCAUCGCCACCAACCGGGCGGGGCAGUCCCUCUGCACCGCCCGCCUGGAGGUGGACGAGGCACCGAGACCAAAGCCGGAGACCAAAGUCCCAGAGGUUCUUGGGAUCACAGUGAGUCCUCCAGAGGAAGAGGCCAGCAAAGGAACAGAGGUGAAGAUGUCCUAUAUGGGAGAGGUGGGCUCGGAGGAGUUCCUGAUGAAGCUCACCACUCAGAUCACUGAGAUGGUUUCAGCCAAGAUGACCCAAGCCUCACUGCGUGUCCCCGGGGCGGGUGACAGUGACGACGAGACCAAGACCCCCUCUCCGUCCCCCCACCACGGGCGCUCCCGCCCUCCCUCGCUGGUGGCUGACUCCUCCUCUGAGUCGGACGAGGGCGACGCCCGCGGAGAGAUGUUUGACAUCUACGUGGCGUCGGCGGACUACACCCCGACGAUCGCCUGCAAGGAGUCCAUCUGUCUGAAGGAGGGACAGUACGUGGAGGUGCUGGAUUCUGCCCACCCCCUCAAGUGGCUCGUCCGGACCAAGCCCACCAAGACCACCCCUUCUCGACAGGGCUGGGUCUCCCCAGCCUACCUGGACAAGAAGCUCAAGCUGUCUGCUGACACGGGCGACCUUCCAGAGGCGAACGUGGAGGAGGUUUCUGAGGGGGAUUACAAGAGGAAGCUGAUGCAACUGAUCCAGGACCUGGUGAGCAGCGAGGCAGAGUUUGUGAAGGACAUGGAGUUCUUCACCUCGCACCACGUGAAGCACGGAAGCCACCCCGACGCGCCCGCUGACGUCUCCGCCCAGAAGGAAGCCAUCUUCCGCAACAUCGAGGACAUCAAAGCCUUCCACGGAGGGGCCUUCCUGCCCACGCUGAACGAGUGUGUGACGGACGACGACAUCGCCAUGCGCUUCCUGAGGAACAAGGAGGGCUUCGAGAAGUACCUGCAGUACCUGGUGGGCCAGGGCCAGGCCGAGGCGGCCGUGGGAGACAAGGCCGUCCACCACUUCUUCAAGGAGUACACUGACAAGGAGAAGGCCGGCUCGGAGCACCCUGUGCUGAGCAUCAACGCCUACAUGCAGAGGCCCCUGGAGAGGAUCCAGAAGUACAAGGCCAUCCUCAAGGAGAUGCUGCGGAACAAGGCCCGCAACGGGCAGAACUGCUGCCUGCUGGAGGAGGCCUACUCCACGGUGUCCUCGCUGCCCCAGCGCUCGGAGAACACGCACCACGUGGCCAUGAUCGAGAACUACCCGGCCACCCUGGGGGUGCUGGGGGAGCCCAUCAGACAGGGGCCGUUCCAAGUGUGGGAGGGGGCCCCAGGCAUCCGGUCCUCCUCGCGGGGCCACCACCGCCACGUGUUCCUGUUCAAGAACUACUGCGUCAUCUGCAAACCCAAGAGGGACAGCAACACGGAGACGCAGGCCUACGUCUUCAAGAACAUGAUGAAGCUAAACAACAUCGACGUGAACGAGACGGUGGAGGGCGACGACCGGGCGUUCGAGAUCUGGCACGAGCGCGAGGACUCGGUGAGGAAGUACACGCUGCAGGCGCGCACCGUCAUCAUCAAGAACUCGUGGCUCCGGGACCUCAGGGAGCUGCAGCAGCGCUACACCAUGCCCGCCUGGAGCCCCCCUGACUUCGAGGCCAUCCUGGCAGACUGCACGGCCGAGCUGGGACAGACUGUGAAGCUGGCCUGCAAGGUCACCGGUGUCCCCAAACCCGUGGUCAACUGGUACAAGGAUGGCCGCCCGGUGCAGGCGGACCCGCACCACAUCAUCAUCGAGGACCCCGACGGCUCCUGCACCCUCAUCCUGGACAACAUGACCGCUGACGACUCCGGCCAGUACAUGUGCUUCGCCACCAGCUCAGCCGGCAACGCCAGCACCUUGGGCAAGAUCACCGUCCAGGUGCCUCCACGCUUCGUGAACAAGCUGAGGAACUCCUCCUUCGUGGCCGGGGAGGACUCCCAGUUCACCUGCAUCAUCCAGAGCGCCCCUACCCCCAAGAUCAGGUGGUUCAAGGAGGGCCGGCUGCUGACGGACCAGGAGAAGUACCAGACCUACAGCGAGCCCCGCAGUGGCGUGCUGGUCCUGGUCAUCAAGGGCCCCACAGAGAGGGACCUCGGGCACUACGAGUGUGAGUUGUCCAAUCGUCUGGGCCACGCCAAGUGUGCCGCUGACCUGGUCCUCCCGUGUGUGGCGACUCGCUCUGCCGCCCAGGGCGUCACCAUCGAAGUGACUGAGCAGGAGACUAAAAUACCAAAGAAAACCAUCAUCAUCGAGGAGACCAUCACCACCGUGGUGAAGAACACGCGCAUGAAGCGCCACAAGUCGCCCGGCUUCUCCACCACCGCCACCUUCCGCACCGAGACCUCCACCCCGGAGCCUGCCGCGUCCCGGCACCGGCGGAUGCCCCCCGCCAGGAAGACCACCAUCCCGACCCUCUACGUGACGGAGCCCCAGGGCGCCGAGGCCCGGGCGGCGGAGCAGCAGCAGCAGCAGCGCAAGCCGCGCUGGGUGGAGGUGGAGGAGACCAUCGAGUACAAGGUCAACAAGUCGCCACGCCUCUCGCGCCGGCGGGGGGUCUCGCCGGCGGGGUCCGAGCGCUCCGUGGGGGGCGGCUCCGUGAUGGGGGGCCUGGGGGCCCGACCCAGGCGCUCGCCGCCGGAGAACCCCAACGCCAACAACUCCAACAACAAGCUGGUGGAGCAGCUGGCGGAGGACGACGCCCCCGGCCAGCCGCUGUCCUGGGACGCCCCGGGGCACGCCGCCCUCCCCCCCGGGCCCGCCUCCUCCUGGACCCCCGGCGGCGGGGCCUUCGAGGUGUCCUCCGUCUCCCACGGCGCGGCUGGGGAGGAAGACGACGACGACGAUGGGGAGAUGGACGACGAGGAGACCGUCAUCGUCGAGCCCGACAGCGACGACGGGGACGACCGCGAGCCCAUCGGAGAGCCUAAGAUCCUGUCCCGGGACGGGCGCGUGCUGACCCUGGAGGACCUGGAGGACUACGUCCCGCGGGAGGGCGAGCGCUACGGCUCCUCCGCCCGCCCCCCCGCGGAGAAGCCCUGUGAGAUCGCCGUGCUGCAGCGGGAGAUCGGGGGCUCGGCCGUGGGCCAGCCCGUGCUGCUCAACGUGGGACGUCCCCUCGCCGCCGCCGCCGCCCCAAGGCAGCGGGGCGGAUUCUUCAGCCGCUUCCGGGACCACCUCCCCGACGGCCUCUUCUCCUCCUCCUCCUCCUCCUCCGUCGGGCCCCGGGGCCCGGCGAGAGACGUCCCCAUCCAGGUGAGCCACGCCCAUCUGGAGGUCCAGCCCUCCUAUUGCUCCGAGGUGCAGAGAGUGGAGGGCGGCCAGCAGAGCUACAAGACCCGGGUGGUGGCCCGGACCUAUGACUACACCCCUGCGGGGAACCCCGUCACCCUUCAGUUCGGUAAGAAGCCCUACGGUGACCAGUAGGAGACGGGGAGACCAGCAGUGGCGGUAUCGGUAUCACAACCCCUGGUAGUCGUAAAUGGCAACAUUUCUAGAUUGAAGGCUGUUUGAAGUGCAUGUUGUUGCCGUGCGUUCGCUGCACAUGACGGCUCAUUCCACUGUAAAGCAGAACACCGCGAGAUGAGGGACAGCCCGGUCGACCGGUUGUCUAUUUCCGUUGGAGGCGUCACAUCGGCUGUAUAAUCUGGCAGCACUGAGGAGGAAUUUUAAUCAUAACUACGGUACUAUAUUGUUAAGGAACAAGUAAAAGUGCUAUAUUGUUUUGUUAACUUACUAAUUUUGAUUUCCGUUGGCCAUCAAGAUAACUGAUGCUGUAAAUGUCAUUUUAGCGAUCAACUGAUAUUAGCUUGUUUGGGUAUUGAAAGAAACAUUGAAAAUGGUCUUGAAAACGCAUUUUCAUUCCCGUUUUAUUUUACAAUGAUUGAUUUCACACAUACAAACAUUGUAUUACCUUGAGUUGUUGAAGGCUGUAAAUCUGUAAAUCUGCAGUCGUUUGAAAUUAAAAGCUCUGCCUAAACGAGCUCAGCAGAAGUGAAUAGUUAAAUGAAUGAACAAGAUGUCAACGGUUUAUUUAGUCAUCUGUAUUUGAACAGAUUGCUUUUCACAGAGAUAUAUAACGUUUAACUGAGUUUUGUCCAGAUUUUCACACAACGAAAACGUCUUUCUGAAGAAUUGGUAGAGUGACAACAGACCUCAGUGGGAAAUCAAGCGAUUAAAAGUUUGAGUUUUUAUCAGCAUGGAACAUGGAUUCAGUUCAUGAGGCACUGGAUAAUUAAAGGUAUUACUGCUCAGAUAUUUUAAUAUCUGCCGAUGCAGUGAAGUCACCAAGGAACUUAUUAAGGAUGUAAGACAGAUUCAAAGUCGAUUUAUUUAGGAGUGAAAGCAUGAUAUGUAUUAGUUUUUCAAAAGCAAAUGUAUUCAUAUCAGUUAAUGAAAUUAGAAGUUGAUUAACUCAUAUUUAAUAACUGGUGGAUAGGAGUACAAACGAUUGAUUAAAGUGCUUAAACUCACGUUAUUUAAAAUAUUUGGUUUAAGAUAAUCUAUAGCCAGUAGUUUAUUUGAAAAGGUAGUAUUGUUCUUUGAGGUGUUGUAGAAGUGCAUCAAGUAUUUUGUGUAAUCCUUUCAGAAUAAAUAGAUUACUACCUGUACUGUACAUUUUGAGAUUUCAUGAGAAUCAUGUUAUCAGAGUGAAUCUAAAGUAAAUAAAUUCAAUCAAACUAGGAAAUAUGA
This is a messenger RNA of Gadus macrocephalus (Pacific cod), 22482 nucleotides long. RefSeq names its product obscurin, cytoskeletal calmodulin and titin-interacting RhoGEF b (gene obscnb). Gene Ontology annotation, molecular function: guanyl-nucleotide exchange factor activity; protein binding. Bases 211 to 21216 code for a protein of 7001 amino acids. The record is from RefSeq and is a predicted model, not a curated record. The transcript is spliced from 92 exons. Lineage: Eukaryota; Metazoa; Chordata; Actinopteri; Gadiformes; Gadidae.